GUUGAGGGAACCUUCGCUGAAGUUUGAAAUUUCCGUCGGAAAAUUUUUCUAAAUUAAACCAUUUUGCAUGGUGUUCCAUCGAAAAUUCUUGUGCAAAACUUAUUUGUGUUUGAUAAGAGAAGAAAUUGUAUCGAUUAAAGUGUGAGAAGUUACAGUGAAGAAAAGAGUGGGAAAAAUAUUUUCAAACUUGAAAUGUCUGACGUUUGGUAAAAAGAAAAAUGGUGGGCGCCUGAAUGUUUUCAAUAGACACUUCAAAGUAGCGCUGGAUGUAGAAUCGCAGUUGAUUCUAAGUGUAACAUUCGAACAAGAAUUGAAACAUGGCCAACAUAGUGACAACUUCAAGUUUAAGCUCCACCGUUCUCUCACCAACCGAGAUUAAUAUUGAAGACUUGAUCUCAGUCAGCGGCAUAAACGAUUCACCAACAGAAGAAACAGCUAUAAAAUCUGCAUCUGAUUCAUCGCUUCCUAGGAAGAACACUGAUGAAGCUUCUACCUCAGCAGAAUCCCCAUCGACAUCUAUUCCAACAUCUUCAGAUUUAGAACAAUUACCUCAACAAAAGGUUGUGAGUUUAGCAAAAAUUAUUCCGAAACAAACUGCAACUUCGACCAUCUCUAAAAUACCGACAACUGUGACUGCAUCAAAUUCCGGGCAAGUUGUCAUAAUACAAGGUCCUUCUGGACCAUUACCCGUUCGUAUCGCUGGUUCCUCUGCAGCAUCGAACAAAGUAGGAGUGACUGUUUCAUCUUCACUUAAUCCCACUGGUACGAUGGUUAACGCGAAAACUACUGUUACAUCGCCAAAAGAUAGCCCUACAACCAAAAGUCAACCUGUUACAAUCCAGGUACUGAAAAUGCCCGAUGGUAGUUUAGUCCCCAUCAAAAAUAACAAAGCAUUGAACUUGACGAAUCUAUCAAAUAUUUCACAAUUAAAUGUCGGCUCAGGAAGGCCGGUUAUUGUAAAAACCUCCAACGGUUCGAAAACGGUUAUUGGCGCGCAAACGAAAAUUUCCCCGGGCGCUCCAGUGUUAAAAUCUUUGACGCUGGCAGAAGCACAGAAAGCUGGUUUCAUAAAACCCAAAUCUCUCGAUCUACCGUCUAUGAAUAAACUACAGAAAAUUUUACCUUCUCCAUCGCCAACCACACCGACGGCUCCGUCUAUUACGUCUACAACGACUACUUCGACUGCUUCAACGAAGGAGAUUACCAUAAAAUCAGAGACUGAUGGAUCAACAAAACAGAUUGUGGUUCCUCAGCAUAUGUUGAAAUUACAGUCAUCUGGAGCCAUACAAGCUAUCCAGAUACCUGGUAAACCUGGAUUGCAAUAUGUGCGAGUGUUAUCUAAUACAGCGGCAUCCACAGCCAAGACUGUGAGUGCUGCUGUUAAAAAAGAGUCAAGCCCGACAAAAUCGCAACCGCCACAAAGAGUGGUUAUAAAUUCGAGUGGAAAGCCAUCUGUAUCUAUCGUCAGUUCAAAUAAAGAGUCGACAUCAACAACUACCAAGGGGAAUGUGCGUGUGAUAUCCACCGUUCCAACUCUCCGUAAAAUUCAGGAUCCAUCGGUAACCAAGCUAAUUUCGACUCCGCAAACUGACAGCGAGGCUACCGCCAGCACUACGCAGCUACAAAUUAGGAAAGUGAAUCACACAAAUUUAAAUAACAACAACAGCGAACCGAAACUCCUUAAUGCACAAAUCGCUAGCGGUACAUAUGGCAAGAGUUCAGCAUCAUCUCAUCAGGUGGUCCGAAAAAUUGUGCCAGCUGAACAAAGAACUUCCACUUCAACAUCUGAUGAACCUCCACGAACCAAGCAAUAUAGUACUUUGAAAAGUCCACCUCUGCAGAUGAGUCUGAAAACUUCACCAGAAUUCACGGAAGAGCAAAUUUCGAUGUUAUUCGGGAAACGAUCUCCAACUCCGGAAGCACUGCGACGGAAACAUUGCAAUUGUACGAAAUCGCAAUGUUUGAAGUUAUACUGUGAUUGCUUUGCAAACGGUGAAUUUUGUCAGGACUGUAACUGCAAGGAGUGCUACAAUAAUUUAGAAUAUGAAGACGAGCGACAGAAGGCUAUUAAAAUUUGUUUGGAGAGGAAUCCGAAUGCGUUCAAGCCGAAAAUUACGAAGGCUAAGGACCAAAGUGAUUUGCGGCUCCAUAAUAAAGGGUGCAAUUGCAAACGUUCGGGCUGCUUGAAAAACUAUUGUGAAUGCUACGAAGCGAAAAUUGCCUGUUCGUCGAAUUGUAAAUGCUUUGGUUGCCGAAAUGUUGAAGACCGUUCAGAACGUGAUCGCUUUGAGGAUCCCCAAGGGCAGACUGUCCAACCAACAGAACGGACUAGAGCUCCAAAGCGGCCACACGACGAAGUCCUGGAAAGACCUUCCAUGAGUUCGGCAUCGAGUUCACUUCGACUUCAGGAUGGACAACCUCCAAAUAAGCAACCAUACAAUUUCAUCACACAGGAUGUUGUUGACGCAACAAUUCAGUGCAUGAUCGCGCAAGUGGAUGAAUGCAAGAAGAACGGAAUGAGCAAUAAAAUUACCGAACGAAUGAUAAUUGAAGAACUAGGUCGAUGUCUUGUGGAAAUCAUAGAUUUUUCCAUUCGAAAUAUGGAUAACUAAUAAUUUUUUCCAGAAGCUUCUAUUUAAAGUUAAUUUUAGUUUAUAUAGUUUACAAAAUAAUUGAAAGACAGUCAACGCGAUUCAGACAAACGCCAUAAAAGUUUGAAACUUUUACCUUAUAAAAUCAGGUUUUGUCACUUCAUUUGUCUUAUAUGCGCGGCUGUGCAGUGGGGAAUCAGAGGUGGCAAUACAAUAUUAUCAAAUAUAUUUAAAAAGAUAUUAUUUAUGUAUAUAUUACGAAUCCGAAUGUCAUUCGGACAAUAUUCAUUAUUCAAUAACAAUUCGCAUAUAAAUUUCGGCAGAUUUUUCAACGGACGUGACGAUAACUAAAAUCUUGAUUUUUUGCAUUGCACGUCAACAAAAGAUGUGGAUUAUUCAAAUUUGCAGAAGUGGCAGUAUUUUAUUCUAAUUUAAAAUGAUCUCUGUACGUUGUUCUAAUGAAGAUAAUCGUUUCUGCCACAUUUUUGGUUCUUCUAAUGAUUUUGAUUCGUCUUAUGUGAAGUAGUCUUACUUGAUCUUGAAUGCAAUUCACUAAAGUGACUCACCUAUUUUAACGAUGUAUUAUAUAUGAAGUGUUUAGUUUUAAUUAUUAGUAAAAAUAAACAUUAGAAUGUGUUGUACUA
This is a messenger RNA of Hermetia illucens (black soldier fly), 3235 nucleotides long. RefSeq names its product protein lin-54 homolog (gene mip120). Gene Ontology annotation, biological process: regulation of DNA-templated transcription. The record is from RefSeq and is a predicted model, not a curated record. Gene Ontology annotation, cellular component: nucleus. The coding region runs from base 318 to 2612 and encodes 764 amino acids. The transcript has 6 exons. Lineage: Eukaryota; Metazoa; Arthropoda; Insecta; Diptera; Stratiomyidae.